CUACCUCAUUUUAUGAAUUGCUGUCAGCUAUGGCUGGGGAACUCUGUUUGCUGCUCCUGUUUUCACUCUGUGGGAGUACGCUUUCCAAAGUGCAGCCUUUAUAUGAACCGCCUUCUGACACUCUGGAUUUUGGGUAUGUCCCUGCAAGGAUAUAUGAUACCAGCACAUAUUAUGAACCUGGCCUGAUAGGGAUUUUGUUUCGAGUGGUUCAUUCUUUCCUCUAUUUAGUACAACCAAACUAUUUUCCCCAAGAUCUCAUAAAAAAACUAGCACAGCAACAGUUUGGAAAAACACCAGCUGAUUAUCAAAAGCCAGAAAAUAUUGUCCUGACUCUUCAGGCGGUGUACUAUGAAAUCGGGUUUGUGGUUUCUGCCACAUUGGGGCUCCUAUUUGUUUUGCUGCUGCCCCUGGUAGGGCUUUGUUUCUGCAUGUGUCGUUGCUGUGAAAACUGCGGUGGGGAAAUGCACCAAAGACAGAAGAAAAAUGCGGAUUGUCAGCGGAGCUGCUUUGCCACAAUCCUUCUCGUUUCUUCUUUUGUAAUCAGUAUUGGAGUACUUCUUUCUUAUGCUGCUAACCAGCACCUCACAACUCAAGUCAGGGGAGCCAAGAACCUGGUGAACAGUAAUUUCAAAGACCUGAUGAUUUUCCUGAAUGAUACUCCAGGACAAAUUGAAUAUUUGGUAAGCCAGUAUAAUACUGCCAAGAAGAGAGCACUUUCUGAUCUUAACAAUGUGGGGCCGUUGCUUGGCCACAGAGUGCAGGAGAAGCUGGGGAAGCAAGUGCGCCCUGCGCUUGACAGCGCCCUGACUAUGGCAGGAGCUAUUAGAGAAACAAAGGAGGCAUUGGAGAAUGUGAAUGUCUCCAUGGAAGUCUUGCAAGAGGGCACCGAGAGGCUGCAGGGCAACCUAAUGGAAGUCAAGGGCCACCUGAUGAACACGCUCAACGAUUCUGCGUGCACCACUGCCCAGGCAGCUUCCAUCUGCAACGUCAUCAGGAACUCCUUGAGUCAGCUGAACAUCAACGCGAACUUCAGCCGAUUGCCUGGAGUGAGCGCUCAACUUGCCAAAGUCAAUGAAGUCCUUAAAAUAGACCUUUCCAGUCUGGUUCAAAAGGGUUAUGCAGCAUUUAACGAUACUCCUGAUUUGGUGCUCAAUCAAACAAGGAACAUUUUAUCAGAUAUAAAAAAUGUCCUGGAAGCCAUCGGUUCAAAUAUCACAGCUUUUACUAAAACACUUCCUGUCCAGCAGAUACUGACAAACAUCACUUUAUACCUUGCUCAGAGUGAGGCAUAUGUGGAAGAGUAUUUUCCUUUAGUGGAGCAGUAUGACUUCUACAGGUGGCUGUGUUGCUUAAUUCUCUGCUGCAUGGUGAUCCUCAUCCUUGUCUUUUACUUCCUGGGAUUGUUGUGCGGUACCUGCGGUUUUGACAAAAAUGCCACACCCACAACGAGAGGCUGUAUCUCCAACACUGGAGGGAACUUCUUGAUGGCGGGCGUGGGCUUCAGCUUCCUCUUCUCCUGGGCUCUGAUGCUGAUAGUAGUGGUCACUUUCGUUGCUGGGGGAAAUGUGGAGAAGCUGGUCUGCGAGCCCUUUGAAGACAAGGUGUUAUUCCAGAUCCUGGACACUCCCUACUUGCUGAAUUGGCACUGGAAACACUAUCUUUCUGGCGUAGUUUUUAAAAAUCCAAAUAUUAACUUGACGUUUGAAAAAGUUUACAGUGACUGCAAAGAAAACAAAGGGAUUUACACCUCACUACGCCUAGAAAACCUCUUUGAUAUCUAUGAAUUUUUGAAUGUGAGCAUGUAUGCAGAAGAAGUAUCACUGAAAAUCAAGCAAAUUAAUAUCAAUCUGAGCAAUAUUGUUUUGCUGGAUGAAACAGGAAAGGAGAACCUAUUGGAUUUCAGUGUCUCAGGAAUAAAUGAGAUAAACUUCGCAGCGUAUCUGUCGGAGAUCAACAAGAGUGUUACCAAAGUGGAUCUCUUGUCAUUUGCUAAUGACUUGGAAGCAAGCGCAGACCAGUUGCCCAAAGGAGCAUUAGAAAAUGCCUUGAAAGGGCAUGCAAACAAUAUCCGGAUGAUACAUAACCAGCAGGUUAUUCCAUUGGAGCAAGCGAUGAAAUAUGUUAGAGCUAGGAGCACUUUAAACCAGAGCAUUAGGUUACUGCAAAAGACAUCAUCUGAACUUUCCGGAAAAGUGAAAAAUGUGAUCGGUGCAGUUGAGGAUGCUCAGCACCUUAUAACCAAUAAUGCUUCAUUAGUUAUUGUUGAGGAAACUAAAAGGUACAUGGACACUAUAAUAGGCUACUUCAAGCAGUAUGCUGCAUGGGUCAAGGAAUCGAUUAUGAUGGAAGUGGCGACGUGUAAGCCUAUUGCCAAUGUGAUAGAUACAGCCAUAGAGAUAUUUUUAUGCAGCUACAUAACAGAUUCUUUGAAUGCCUUCUGGUUUGGUUUGGGAGGCUGUAUGGUAUUUCUAAUCCCUGCCAUCAUUUGUGCUGUGAAACUCGCCAAAUACUACCGGAGGAUGGACACAGAAGAUGUGUACGAUGAUGUUGAAACUAUGCCCAUGAAAAAUUUGGAAAAUGGUAAUAAUGGUUAUCAUAAAGAGCAUUUAUAUGGUUUACACAAUCCAGUUAUGACCAGCUCUGUUGAGCAGUGGUAGUACAGACCAGACAUACUAAGGGUUCUCCUGUGAAACACAGCAUCUUUCCAACCGAUGUCAAGUUCCGUAUUUACAUUCUGAAUCCUGAGACCGCCUCAUUUGGGGCCUGUGGGCUAAAGUAAUGCUGAAUGGAAGCUACCGA
Euleptes europaea (tarantolino) is the source of this 2799-nucleotide messenger RNA. It is a transcript of the gene PROM1, whose product is annotated as prominin 1. The coding region runs from base 30 to 2657 and encodes 875 amino acids. Gene Ontology annotation, molecular function: cholesterol binding. The transcript is spliced from 28 exons. Lineage: Eukaryota; Metazoa; Chordata; Lepidosauria; Squamata; Sphaerodactylidae. Gene Ontology annotation, cellular component: apical plasma membrane; cell surface; cilium. The record is from RefSeq and is a predicted model, not a curated record.